AUGGAGACUGAUAUCCAGGACCUGCCCGUUGUCUCCGACAGCCCGCCGGCUUCUCGUUCGGGGACAUCGCGGAGACGGACCCGGACAGCGACGGCGUGCAGCACCUGCAGAGCGAGGAGGACCAGAUGUGACAGUCGGAAGCCUGACUGUGGAUUUUGUCGUGCCCGUGGGCUUCAGUGUCACUACGAGCAGAGCGAGCCAGCCCCUACGUCCAAAGUGGGGGUGGAACUCGCCGCUAUCAACCGGCGGCUCGAUCACAUCACCAGCGUCUUAUGCUCUACCCAGUCACCCCCCGCAACACCAGGGCAUGUGAAGAGCCAAGUCUUCACUGGCGAAGAGAAACUGCCCUUCCAGCUGCUCGGAACCGGCUGCAUGAUGUCCAUUCUCGGCCUUGGCCCCGGCUUCGCUGAGGAGCUUGCCACACUCGAAAGGCACGCCGCAUCCGUUGGCACUGGUAAUUCAUUGAGAGUGCGCCUCAUCCAGCAAGAACAAGCCUUGUCAGCCCUCGCCGCCUUCUCCGCACACGUCCACAUCUGGUAUCCAAUACUCCGCCCGCGCUUUUCAGAACGCUACCUUGGCAUCAUCUCGGGAUCUUUGCCGCCAGGCUCCGAGACAUGCAUGGUUCUGUUGGUUGCCGCACUUGGUGUUCUCGCACAGCAAGACCACGAGCUAGGCGUAUCCUCCCGCGACGAGACCAGCGAGCUCUACCUUGAGGCCGCCAUGGCAUCCCUACCGGCAGUACUCAUCGACAAGAGUGUUGAGAGCGUGCAGUGCCUAGUGCUUCUGAGCAUCUACCAUUGUUGUCUGUCCAAGCCUUCCCAGGCAUACGACUACGCCAUGAUUGCCUCAUUCAAAGUGCAGAACCUAUUGAAGUACGUUGGUGAUGACGACGGCGAGGUCUACGAACAUGUAAAACGAGCAUACUGGGCGGUGCUGCUCCUGGAGAGCGAGCUCCGAAUUCACUUCGAUGUCAUUGGGAGCGGAAUCUGGGACCACGAUGACAAGGUUUCAUUACCAGACAGUCGCCGUGCAUGGCAGUUCGAUAUCGAGACAGGCUCGCCGCAAGGCUCGACGACUACACCAGCCAGCAGCAUAUCACCAGACGGUCCUCCUACAGACCAGACGCAAUCAUAUUUUCUAGCCGAGAUCUCCAUGCGGCGGAUGCUGCACCGUUGCAACACGGCAAUUCGCCGAACACAUCGAGGAGACAUCGUCUACGCUCCGAACAUUGCAUUGGAGCUAGAACUGCAGCUUGAGGAGUGGUAUCGGUACCUGCCGGAAUCUGUGCGCUUUCAGAAUUCCGAGCAUGUUCCUAGCAGCACUCACAUGUUUGUUGAGCCGCUGGGAAACUUUCUCCGAGUGCAAUACUAUUGCUGCAAGCUAUCAAUCUACUGGCCGGCAGUGUACCAGUGCAUCCAGGAUGGUGUGGCCACAAAUGAAAUCCUCAAGCAUUGCGAAAUGUUCUUCCAGGCGUAUAUCCAGUUAAUGCCGAGUCUGCUAAUAUGCAUUCGUAACUGCAUCGUCAAUCGCUGGACGCUGUACGGUUCUAUCUUCAUGACAUCGAUGGCUGUCAUACAAGCAGCUCGGACACCGUGUCUUGGAGAUGGCUGUGUAGUGGACUGGCCUCGGCUUCUACUAUGCUUGAAGUCGACGAGCACCGUGGACCAGCGGAUUGUGGAGGCCAGCCCUUCUUUGUCGUUGAUGGAGAGUGCUCUUGCUCAACGUCUAACUGAGAUUGAUAGUUGGUUUCAUGCAUCAGAUAAGGUAGACUAA
Molecule: messenger RNA, 1773 nt
Organism: Fusarium keratoplasticum
Lineage: Eukaryota; Fungi; Ascomycota; Sordariomycetes; Hypocreales; Nectriaceae
Product: Zn(2)-C6 fungal-type domain-containing protein
Exons: 2
Coding region: 1-1773 (590 amino acids)
Biological process (GO): regulation of DNA-templated transcription; DNA-templated transcription
Molecular function (GO): zinc ion binding; DNA binding; DNA-binding transcription factor activity, RNA polymerase II-specific
Source: RefSeq, a predicted model, not a curated record